Molecule: messenger RNA, 438 nt
Organism: Komagataella phaffii GS115
Lineage: Eukaryota; Fungi; Ascomycota; Pichiomycetes; Pichiales; Pichiaceae
Product: mitochondrial 54S ribosomal protein YmL19
Exons: 1
Coding region: 1-438 (145 amino acids)
Biological process (GO): translation
Cellular component (GO): ribosome; mitochondrial large ribosomal subunit
Molecular function (GO): large ribosomal subunit rRNA binding; structural constituent of ribosome
Source: RefSeq, a predicted model, not a curated record
AUGUCAGCCAAGAAUCAUUUAAUAAAGCUUAUUGUAGGUGCAGGACAGGCUGCUCCAGCACCACCAGUUGGUCCCGCAUUAGGUUCAAAAGGUGUCAAGGCCAUCGAUUUUUGCAAAGAGUUUAACGCUCGUACGGCCUCUUAUCAACCAGGUGUACCAAUCCCUGCUAUAAUCACAGUCAAACCGGACAGGUCCUUCAGCUUUGAGCUCAAAUCUCCUCCCACUGGAUACCUACUGUUGAGAGCCGCAGGGAUACCAAAAGGUGCCCCUAAAGUGGGACCUGGACAACCUAAGGUCGGAACGGUAUCGUUGAAACAUGUCUAUGAAAUUGCAACUAUAAAGAAGACUGACCAACGACACGAAAAAGCCGAGCUGAAGGGAAUAGUCAAGAGUAUCAUAGCAACAGCUAAGAGCAUGGGUAUCGACGUAGUGAAAUGA